AUGCUCCAGACUGGAAACUACUCUCUGGUGCUGCUGGUCCAGCUGGUACUGCUGGCCUAUGACCUCUUUGUGAACUCCUUCAGUGAGCUUUUGAGAGGGGCACCCGUCAUCCAGCUUGUGCUUUUCAUAAUCCAGGACAUCGCCAUCUUGUUCAACGUCAUCAUCAUCCUCCUGAUGAUGUUCAGCACCUACGUGUUCCAGGUGGGCCUCGUGUCUCUGCUGCUGGAGAGGUUCAGGGCUCUGCUGGCCUUUUCUGCUCUCUACCUCACCCUCAGCAUCUGCCUCCACAGCUGGGUGUUGAACCUAAGGUGGCUCGAUUCAAAGCGCUUCAUUUGGACAGACGGUCUCCAAGCUCUGUUUGUUUUCCAGAGGACAGCGGCUGUGUUGUACUACUACUUAUACAAGCGCACAGCAGAGUUUAUGGGAGACCCGCGGCUGUACGAGGACUCUCUGUGGCUGCGUGAAGCCUUUGCCAGAGCUCGUCAGUGAAGACGCGGCAGUUUAAAGCGGAAACCUGAAAAGAUUUGACACGCCUGACAC
Messenger RNA from Nematolebias whitei (Rio pearlfish), 540 nucleotides. It is a transcript of the gene tmem138, whose product is annotated as transmembrane protein 138. The record is from RefSeq and is a predicted model, not a curated record. Bases 1 to 489 code for a protein of 162 amino acids. The transcript is spliced from 4 exons. Gene Ontology annotation, cellular component: cilium. Lineage: Eukaryota; Metazoa; Chordata; Actinopteri; Cyprinodontiformes; Rivulidae.